AUACGAACAACCAAGCAAGAGGCUCAGUGUCGAUCGCAUACACAACUCUUCUACAUGGGUUCCCUCGACUUGCCUCCCACUUCAUCGUUCAAGGCAGGGAGUGAAACAUUUCUUCGGAAUGUAUUUGAGAAUAUACUCAAGACUUACCUGAAGAAGAACCAGACGGCAAAGACCAUAUGGGAACUUGUCCAGUCAAAGGACAAUGAGAAGGUCUCCUACGACCACUUCACUUUCCAGACAUUCAAGGUGGAGGGUUACGGAAUAGAUUCAUUGUCGAGUUUUUUCAUGGAUUAUGGAUACACAAUUGGAGAUGGACUUGAUUUUCCGAAGAAAAAACUACGAGUUCUCUCGUUUUCUCCUCCGGAUGUUCACGUCCCCGAUGAUGGUCAUGGCCUAGGAAACGGCCCUUUGCCACGACUCGUUAUUGCUGAGCUUCUUGUGGACGAUCUAAGUCCUGAAUCACAGGAGAUAAUAAAGAAGUAUUUAAAACCACAAGGUGGUACACAAGCCCUUCUUUCAACUGCUUUGGGGUCUUUAAUUUGGGAGAAACCUACAUGGACCGACUUCAACCAACUUGCCAAAGAAAGUGAAUUUGGGGCGUGGGUACUUAUCCACGGCUACACAAUGAACCAUCUUGCAUUUUCCGUACACCGAUUCAAACACAGUUUCAGUGACAUCAGAUGCAUCAAAGAGUAUCUUGAAGAAAAGGGAUUCGAACUCAACAAGGACGGAGGACUUCUCAAAGUGAGUCAAGAUGGCCUACUGUUACAAGUGUCGUCGAUCUCGGAAAGGAUUGCGGUUGAAUUUGCAGAUGGAGUAACUGAAACAGUUCCAGCUUCAUACAUUGAGUUCACUCAACGUCUAGUUCUCCCACAGUUUAAACAUUUGCCUCAUGAUCAGAUUAAAGAGGUCCAUAGACGUGAACACUUUGAUUUCGAGAACGCUAAAAACAUUUUGGAAAGUGCCCGUUUCACCUCUGAAGACUAAACUCAGUUUGGUCGUCCUAUCAUGUCUGAAAUAAAGCAAUGAAUAAGUAUAAGUUUUUACUAUAUUCAAUGUAUGUGCCAUUAUAUCAUAUGUGUGUGGAAACUUAUCUCAUGUGGAUUGAGGAUUACUUAAUAUAAGCUUUACAUAUACAUAGAAAAAUAAUAUCUUCCUCAUGAGUCAUGAUUUGUAACAUAUUACAUUUGUAAGAGAAAUUUUAAGUAAUUUACUCAAAAGGUUCUAUAA
Messenger RNA from Capsella rubella, 1230 nucleotides. RefSeq lists its product as uncharacterized. The record is from RefSeq and is a predicted model, not a curated record. Lineage: Eukaryota; Viridiplantae; Streptophyta; Magnoliopsida; Brassicales; Brassicaceae. The coding region runs from base 55 to 987 and encodes 310 amino acids. Gene Ontology annotation, molecular function: oxidoreductase activity. The transcript is spliced from 7 exons.